AUGGCAUCGUUUGCUGAAAUUCACAAAUCACCUUAUACAGCGCUUGCUAACGCGGUCUUGGGAAACCCGUUGGCUGGCAGGGUCAUACUCAUUACUGGCGCCGGCCGUGGAGUUGGUGAACAUAUCACCCAUCAGAUGGCAAUUGCCGGAGCUGAGCGGAUAGGCCUUAUUGGCCGUAAUGAGCCUAGAAUUUUGGCGACACGAGAUAAAUUUGCAAAAGUCUAUACUGGAACAACUUUUGAGGCUUUCACGGCUGAUAUUACGGAUGAGAAAGCUAUUCACGCAGUCUUCGAGUCAUUUGGCGCACCUGAUAUUCUGAUAAAUAAUGCAGGUACUUUUUCAGAUGAUGGGCCGUUCGUUGAGCAGAAUCUGAAAGCUUGGUGGACCGGCUUUGAGACCAACAUUCUUGGCACAGCAAUUGUAACGCAGCAAUUUCUUCGAACUAAGCCUAAAGGAAAGACUGCUGUUGUUCUUAAUGUGACAAGCAUGGGUGCUCAUAUGCGAUUCCCCUUAGUAGGUUUUUCGGGGUAUAAUGGAAGUAAGAUGGAACAAGUUCGGAUCUUCGAGAGUAUUCGAUUCGAGCACCCUGAAGUCCGUUUUAUUAAUAUCCAUCCCGGAAACAUACAAUCAGAUGGUUUUGUCAAGUCUAAAUCACCUGUACCAAGGGAUGGAAUGACAGACGGGGUAGUUACAGGGCAGUUCUUGGUAUGGCUCGUGUCUGAAGAAGCAGACUUUCUUAGCGGAAGAUUCGUAUGGGCGGAGUGGGAUAUAGACGAACUGAAGGCAAAAAAGACGGAAAUAUUGGAGCAGAAUCUUCUUUUGACUACCAUAGACGGAUUUAAAAACGACUUCUAA
Messenger RNA from Trichoderma harzianum CBS 226.95, 855 nucleotides. RefSeq lists its product as hypothetical. The transcript has a single exon. The record is from RefSeq and is a predicted model, not a curated record. Lineage: Eukaryota; Fungi; Ascomycota; Sordariomycetes; Hypocreales; Hypocreaceae. Gene Ontology annotation, cellular component: membrane. Bases 1 to 855 code for a protein of 284 amino acids.